This is a messenger RNA of Capra hircus (goat), 1697 nucleotides long. Its product is annotated as oocyte zinc finger protein XlCOF19-like. Bases 1 to 825 code for a protein of 274 amino acids. The record is from RefSeq and is a predicted model, not a curated record. Lineage: Eukaryota; Metazoa; Chordata; Mammalia; Artiodactyla; Bovidae. The transcript is spliced from 2 exons.
AUGCUCACUGCCAUCUUAGAUUUGGGCGUAGGUCUGGCAUGUUACAUGGGAAGUGAAACAUCCUGGAAGUCACACUGCAGAGAACAUGAGAACAGUCACUCAGGAAUCAAGACCUUUGAAAUUAGAAGUCACUUAAACUCUCAUGCAGCCCUUACCAUAUCCCAGAAACUUGACACAAAGAGGAGCUUCUGCAAUGGUACAAUAUUUCAGCAAACCUUAUCUUCUCAGAAUACCUUUAGUGUGCAUCAGAGAGCUCAAAUAAGUGUGAAGCCCUAUGGAUGUGAAGAAUGUGGAAAAUCCUUCUCUAGGAAGUCAAACCUCAUUGACCAUCAUACAACUCAUAGUGGGGAGAAACCUUUUGCAUCUAAUGAAUAUAAGAAAGCUUUUACCCGCAAGUCAUACCUCAAGCAACAUAAGAAAAUUCACACAGGGGAGAAACGCUAUGAAUAUAGUGAGUGUGGGAAAUCUAUCUCUAGCAAAGCAUACCUCAUUGUGCAUCAGAGAAUUCACAGAAGGGAAAAAGCGUAUCAGUGUAACACAUACGGAAGAUGCUUCUAUGGAAAAAGUUACCUUAUUGUUCAUCAGAGAAGUCACACAGGGGAGAAAGCCUAUGAGUGUGAUAAAUGUGGGAAAUCAUUCAGUACAAAAAGUUACUUCACUAUUCAUCAGAGAAGUCACACAGGAGAGAAACCCUAUGAGUGUAAUAAAUGUGGAAAAUCCUUCAGUACAAAAAGUUACCCCACUGUUCAUGAGAGAAUUCACACCCAGGAAGAACCUUUGAGUGCAGUGAAUGUGGAAAUGCCUUUGCCUUGUAAUCGUUCCUAAAAAUGCAUCAGAGAACUCAUAAUAGGGAGAAAACCUAUGAAGUAAGUGUGGGAAAUGUCUCUCUAAGAAGUGCCACCUCACUAGGCAUCAGAAAAUUCAUACAAGAGAGAAACCAGAGGAGUGUAAUUAAUAAGUGUGGUAAAUCCUGUGGAAAUUUUCAUCUAAUCCUUCAUCAGUGAAUUCACAGGGGAGACAUCCUAUGAAUGCAUCGAUUGUGAAAAAGAUUGUAGACAGAUGCCAGUCCUAUAAUGUUUUCAGAGAACUCACACUUGGUGAAAUUUUAUGGGUAUUGAAAGUUGAUAAGUUUUUUCUUAUAAACUAAUCUUCAGAGUAUAUCACUCCACACAUAAGAGACCUGCUAUGAAUGUAAUGAGCUUUAGAAAACUUGAUGCAGCCUUUCAGGCCUAGGAAUACAUCAGAGAAGUCACAUAGGGGAGAAACCCCAUUAUCAUGGGAAAGCUUUUACCUAAAAGUCAGAUCUUAGAAACUGUCAGAGUAACUGUACGGAUGUACUAGAAAGAGAGUGGGGUGGGGUGGGUGGAAACUGACCGGUAGUGCAGCAUCAGAGAACUCAGAGGAAGUUCAGUGAAUAUAAUAAAACAGGAAAUUUUGUCUAUGAGAAAUCAACCAUCCAUCAACAAAACUCAGAGACAUCCUUUAUGUUUAUUGUGAAUGAGUAAUGUUUGAACCAGAUUUCAGCCCACUUUAGACAUUAGAAGACUCACACAGGAGAACAGUCCUUGAUAUUAAUCAAUUAUGGACAGACUACUGAUUCAGCCAGGCUACUCAGUGGGAUCCUACUUUGAAGGAUUUCUUCUGCGAACUUUAAAUUGUGCAUUUUUACCCACAAUAUUGUCUAUCUCAGACUUUGA